UCCCCGAGCAAAGUAACUCUGGACUACCCUAAGCAGGCUCUGCCGAGCAUGGAGAGCGGCGGCCGCGGCUGGCGGGCGACGCUGGAGACGCUUUCGCCCGCGAGGUAGUUGGCCGACGUUGAGCGAGGACGAAAGUGCUGGCGGGUGGCCGCGGCGUCCCCGCGAGCCCCCCACGAGGCCGGGCGGGCGGCUGGCUGUCGGAUUUCGCCGCGAUUCCCCCGGAGGCUCUUUGCAAAGCUGCUUGAAACUUCUCCCAAACUCGCCAUGGAUGUGGCGGCGGCGGCGCUGCCUGCUUUUGUGGCGCUCUGGCUCCUGUCCCCGUGGCCUCUCCUGGGGUCGGUCCAAGGCCAGUUCUCAGCAGGUGGCUGCACUUUUGAUGAUGGGCCAGGGGCCUGCGACUACCACCAGGAUUUAUACGAUGACUUUGAGUGGGUCCAUGUCAGUGCGCAGGAACCCCAUUACCUGCCCCCCGAAAUGCCUCAAGGUUCCUAUAUGGUUGUGGACUCCUCAAAUCAUGAUCCUGGAGAGAAAGCCCGCCUGCAGCUGCCUACAAUGAAGGAGAAUGACACUCACUGUAUUGAUUUCAGCUACCUGUUGUACAGCCAGAAGGGCUUGAACCCGGGCACUUUGAACAUCCUGGUUAGGGUGAAUAAAGGACCUCUCGCUAAUCCAAUUUGGAACGUGACUGGAUUCACUGGUCGUGAUUGGCUUCGGGCUGAGCUGGCUGUGAGCACCUUUUGGCCUAAUGAAUACCAGGUAAUAUUUGAAGCUGAAGUCUCAGGAGGGAGAAGUGGUUAUAUUGCCAUCGACGACAUCCAAGUCUUGAGUUAUCCUUGCGAUAAGUCUCCUCAUUUCCUCCGCCUGGGUGAUGUGGAGGUCAAUGCAGGGCAGAAUGCUACAUUUCAGUGCAUUGCUACAGGGAGAGAUGCUGUACAUAAUAAGUUAUGGCUGCAGAGACGCAAUGGAGAAGACAUACCUGUAGCCCAGACCAAGAACAUCAAUCACAGAAGAUUUGCUGCCUCUUUCAGAUUGCAAGAAGUGACAAAAACCGACCAGGAUUUGUACCGCUGCGUAACUCAGUCAGAACGAGGUUCCGGGGUUUCCAAUUUUGCCCAGCUUAUUGUGAGAGAACCACCUAGACCCAUCGCUCCUCCCCAGCUGCUUGGUGUUGGGCCCACUUACUUGCUGAUCCAACUAAAUGCCAACUCUAUUAUUGGCGAUGGUCCCAUCAUCCUGAAAGAAGUCGAGUAUCGAAUGACGUCAGGAUCUUGGACGGAAACCCAUGCCGUCAAUGCUCCAACAUACAAGUUAUGGCAUUUAGAUCCAGAUACAGAAUACGAGAUUCGCGUCCUGCUCACCAGACCUGGAGAAGGGGGAACUGGACUCCCAGGACCACCACUAAUCACCAGAACCAAGUGUGCAGAACCCAUGCGGACGCCAAAGACUUUGAAGAUUGCUGAAAUCCAGGCAAGGCGCAUCGCUGUGGACUGGGAGUCCUUGGGCUACAACAUCACGCGCUGCCACACUUUCAACGUCACCAUUUGCUACCAUUACUUCCGAGGCCACAAUGAGAGCAGGGCCGACUGCUUGGACAUGGACCCCAAAGCCCCUCAACACGUUGUAAACCAUCUGCCACCUUACACAAAUGUCAGCCUCAAGAUGAUCCUAACCAACCCAGAGGGGAGGAAGGAGAGCGAAGAGACAAUCAUCCAGACUGAUGAGGAUGUGCCCGGGCCUGUGCCAGUCAAAUCCCUCCAAGGAACAUCCUUUGAAAACAAGAUCUUCCUGAACUGGAAAGAGCCAUUGGAACCAAAUGGAAUUAUCACUCAGUAUGAGGUGAGCUAUAGCAGCAUAAGGUCAUUUGACCCUGCUGUCCCAGUGGCUGGGCCCCCGCAGACGGUAUCCAAUCUGUGGAACAGCACACACCAUGUGUUUAUGCAUCUUCACCCUGGGACCACCUACCAGUUCUUCAUAAGAGCCAGCACCGUCAAAGGCUUCGGGCCAGCCACAGCCAUCAACGUGACCACAAAUAUCUCAGCCCCAAGCUUACCUGACUAUGAAGGCGUUGAUGCCUCUCUGAAUGAAACUGCCACCACCAUCACUGUACUGCUGAGACCUGCACAAGCCAAAGGUGCCCCAAUCAGUGCUUAUCAAAUUGUGGUGGAGCAGCUACACCCACAUCGGACCAAGCGUGAAGCCGGGACCAUGGAAUGCUACCGGGUACCGGUUACGUACCAGAACUCCCUGAGUGGGGGCGCACCCUAUUACUUUGCUGCAGAACUCCCCCCUGGGAAUCUUCCUGAGCCAGCUCCCUUCACCGUGGGCGACAACCGGACCUAUAAAGGCUUCUGGAACCCUCCCCUGGCUCCCCGCAAAGGAUACAACAUCUAUUUCCAAGCGAUGAGCAGCGUGGAGAAGGAAACUAAAACCCAGUGUGUGCGAAUUGCUACAAAAGCAGCAGCAACAGAAGAACCGGAAGUGAUCCCAGACCCGGCGAAGCAGACAGACAGGGUGGUGAAAAUCGCGGGCAUCAGUGCUGGCGUCUUAGUGUUCAUUCUUCUCCUCCUGGUUGUCAUAGUGAUUGUGAAAAAGAGAUAUAUAUGUUGGAGAAGACACAUCUGCAUUAGAAACAUUAGGAGGAGCUACUAUUCUUACUCCUACUACCUCAAGCUAGCUAAGAAGCGCAAAGAUGCGAUGGGGAACACACGUCAGGAGAUGACCCACAUGGUGAAUGCUAUGGACCGGAGUUACGCUGAUCAGAGCACCCUGCAUGCAGAAGACCCCCUUUCCCUCACCUUCAUGGACCAACAUAACUUCAGUCCGAGAUUGCCCAAUGACCCACUUGUGCCGACUGCUGUGUUAGUCCCGAUAACCGAUGAAAACCACAGUGCCACAGCAGAGUCUAGUCGUCUCCUCGAUGUCCCUCGAUACCUCUGUGAAGGGACAGAGUCCCCUUACCAGACAGGACAGCUGCACCCAGCCAUCAGGGUGGCCGACUUACUACAGCACAUCAACCUCAUGAAGACAUCCGACAGCUAUGGGUUCAAAGAGGAGUAUGAGAGCUUCUUUGAAGGCCAGUCAGCCUCUUGGGACGUGGCUAAAAAGGACCAAAACAGAGCAAAGAACCGAUACGGAAACAUUAUCGCAUACGAUCACUCCAGAGUCAUCUUGCAGCCCGUGGAGGACGAUCCUUCUUCAGAUUACAUUAAUGCCAACUACAUCGAUAUUUGGCUGUACAGGGAUGGCUACCAGAGACCAAGCCACUACAUUGCAACUCAAGGACCAGUUCAUGAAACCGUGUAUGAUUUUUGGAGAAUGGUAUGGCAGGAGCAGUCAGCCUGUAUCGUGAUGGUCACUAAUUUAGUGGAAGUUGGUCGGGUGAAAUGCUAUAAAUAUUGGCCUGAUGAUACCGAGGUUUACGGUGACUUCAAAGUCACCUGCGUAGAAAUGGAACCACUUGCUGAAUACGUAGUUAGGACAUUCACCUUGGAGAGGAGGGGCUAUAACGAAAUCCGUGAAGUCAAACAGUUCCACUUCACUGGCUGGCCCGACCACGGUGUCCCCUACCACGCCACAGGGCUGCUGUCCUUUAUCCGAAGAGUCAAGCUGUCUAACCCUCCCAGCGCUGGGCCCAUUGUCGUACACUGCAGUGCGGGUGCUGGGCGCACAGGCUGUUACAUUGUUAUUGACAUCAUGCUGGACAUGGCUGAAAGAGAGGGUGUGGUCGACAUCUACAACUGUGUGAAAGCCUUACGAUCUCGCCGCAUCAAUAUGGUCCAGACAGAGGAGCAGUACAUUUUUAUUCAUGAUGCCAUUUUAGAAGCCUGCUUAUGUGGAGAAACUGCCAUCCCUGUGUGCGAAUUUAAAGCUGCAUAUUUUGAUAUGAUUCGAAUAGACUCUCAGACUAACUCCUCUCAUCUCAAAGACGAAUUUCAGACUCUGAAUUCGGUCACCCCUCGACUACAAGCUGAAGACUGCAGCAUAGCAUGCCUGCCAAGGAACCACGACAAGAACCGUUUCAUGGACAUGCUCCCACCUGACAGAUGUCUGCCUUUCUUAAUUACAAUUGAUGGGGAGAGCAGUAACUACAUCAAUGCUGCUCUUAUGGAUAGCUAUAGGCAACCGGCAGCUUUCAUCGUCACACAAUACCCGCUGCCGAACACUGUGAAAGACUUCUGGAGAUUAGUAUACGAUUACGGCUGUACCUCCAUUGUGAUGUUAAAUGAAGUGGACUUGUCCCAGGGCUGUCCACAGUACUGGCCAGAGGAAGGGAUGCUGCGAUAUGGCCCUAUCCAAGUGGAAUGCAUGUCUUGUUCAAUGGACUGUGACGUGAUCAAUCGGAUUUUUAGGAUAUGCAACCUAACUAGACCACAAGAAGGCUAUCUGAUGGUACAGCAGUUCCAGUACCUAGGCUGGGCUUCUCAUCGAGAAGUGCCUGGCUCCAAACGCUCGUUUUUGAAACUGAUACUGCAGGUGGAAAAAUGGCAGGAAGAAUGUGAAGAAGGAGAAGGCCGGACGAUCAUCCACUGCUUGAAUGGCGGUGGGCGCAGUGGCAUGUUCUGUGCAAUAGGCAUUGUCGUGGAGAUGGUGAAGCGGCAAAAUGUGGUGGAUGUUUUCCAUGCAGUAAAGACCCUGAGGAACAGCAAGCCAAACAUGGUGGAAGCUCCGGAGCAGUAUCGUUUCUGCUAUGACGUGGCUUUGGAGUACCUGGAGUCCUCAUAGUUCGGUGAUACUUUGCAGAACAUCACGUGGAGAUCCGUCUGUUGAGCCAGCAGCUGUUGCACCUGUUCCACCUGCACCGAGAGAUUUUAAUGUGGGGGGGUGGGAGGCUUUUACAUUGGAGAGGCAAACGUAUUUUUCUUAUAAAGUUGUGUAUCUUAAUAAAAACGGACUCGAUCAGUUUCUGUUACCGUAUGAGAGCAUCCACAUUUCGUGCCACCCAGAUUAUCUUCAGUCAGACGCAGAUUCCACUGAGAAGGGAUCCGCGUCUGUCCGGUGACCAUGCAGCCUUUUCUCUCCUGCUUUCCAUAGAGCAGCUACUAUACAUUGCAUGCACUUUGUAAGUGGCGUCCCCCUCUCUUUCUAAAAUGAAAGCUGCAGGACCUUAAGAGUGGGGAAGAAAACAAACUGUGGGAAGUCAUGGUAAAUUUCAUUUUUAUAUGUUCCAAGUGUAGCAGAGUUCUAUAUUAAUGUAUAAAUAUAAAUAUAUAUAUAUUAAAAAAACUGGCUUAUUUUCUUUUAAUGUGCAAUGAUGGCUGGAUCAUUUCAAGUUCUUUUUAGAAAAUAUCAUAAGCCAAAGACUCAAGUGUACAUAUGUCUAUAUGGAAGAAACACAUUAUAUUUAUUGGUUACUUACACUACUUUUUCGAUGGCUAAAAGACUACUGCCACACAAUCUUUUUUUUUUCGUUUGUUUCAGGAGAGUUUUCUUUAGCUAAAAUCAAUGGUAAACAAUUUUUGUAGAUUAUUUUUUGUAUGUCUAGUGUAAGUAGAGAGCAAACUUUCUAUUCAUAAACCAGGAAGCAAUGUUCUCUGUAGUGGUUCCCUUGUGUACGUGCCUGUGAAUUAAAUUUAUGUACAACAUCUUGGCAGUUGUCUUUGAAUAGAGGACCAAGUGAAAACGUUGUGCCGAAAAUGUAGCUCUCCCCCAGUUUCAUUAGGUAAAUGAUGGCUCGAUGGCUGCAUAGGCCAAGUCUGCACAGAGGAAAACACUGCUGCUAGCGUGCCCGAUGUGGAAUAUCACCUUUAAGCAUUGCUUAAACUUUAAAAGAGUCUCGGCCUGACACUGUCGGGAACAGCGGAUGGCGGCAUCGCCACUUGCAGGGUCAGGUUUUAGCAAAGUAUAAACUUUCCAGGUAACACGGUGUUCCUUUUGAUCUUCGCAAGCACAAGCUUUGGGUUUCUACAACAGACAGACAGUGUGAACAGAUCGAUGCCUGGCUCCCAUUGCCUGCUUUUAUGAGAUUCCCCAGUGAAUCUUCCUAAGUGUGGUUUCAUUUACGUGCCCCACAUAGCUGGAAUUUCCCAUCCUCAUUGGCUUGCAGUUUGUUAUCAGCUGAAGCGCUCCGGUGUCCUCUUUCUACGUUGCCUGUCUAUGACAUGGUGCUUAUAAAGAUUUAAUGAAAGCAAGAGUGAAAUAAAGUUUUUAUAAUUGUAA
Rattus norvegicus (Norway rat) is the source of this 6156-nucleotide messenger RNA. The record is from RefSeq and is a predicted model, not a curated record. Lineage: Eukaryota; Metazoa; Chordata; Mammalia; Rodentia; Muridae.